Molecule: messenger RNA, 1351 nt
Organism: Dunckerocampus dactyliophorus (ringed pipefish)
Lineage: Eukaryota; Metazoa; Chordata; Actinopteri; Syngnathiformes; Syngnathidae
Product: complement factor H-like
Exons: 11
Coding region: 109-1275 (388 amino acids)
Source: RefSeq, a predicted model, not a curated record
UCUGUGUUUGCUUUUGUGUGGGGGGGUACUUAACAAUUAUUAACUAGUUCUGAUCUGAUUGAGAGGAUUUGUUCAGUUUUGUCAGAGAAUAUUACAAUUCCUGACAAAAUGUCUCUCAGGUGUCUUGUGUUUAUCCUAAUGUGGUGUCCCGCGGCUCUUCGUGCCCAAAGUGCGGCAGAGUCCUGCUCUGCUCCCCAAACGGAUGGAGGUUUUCUAGUGCCUGAACAGGAAACCUAUUUGCAUGGAAGCAGCCUCGCAUAUGCUUGCAACGACGGGUGGAAACCAGCAGUGGAGGGUUGGUGGGCCACCAGCUUGUGCCUGAACGGCUCAUGGUCUCACACACCACGAUGUAUUGAUGAAAGCAGCUGCCUCCCACCAGAUAUUCCCAAUGCAAAAUACACAGAAAGUAGUGAAGGCUGGUACCAGGAAGGAUGGGUACUUCGGAUAAAGUGUGAUGAAGGUUACCAACACAAAACGUGGGAAGCAACAGUCACAUGUAAAAAUGGAGCCUGGUCCUCCCUACAUGUUUGUGAGCGAAGUGGGAACGCUUGUAUGGUGCCACCUAAAAUCCCCCACGCUGUCAUCAUUCUUCAGAAGUACCAGGAGAUAUUUGCAGCAGACUCUGAGGUCCAAUUUGAAUGUGAAGAGGGAUACAGUGUCCAGCCAGCAGACACCAAGAAGUCCAUCUUUUGUUUAGCUGGAGGCUGGAGUGAAGCCCCAAACUGCACAAAAUCACAGGUACCAGACGUUGGGCAUGAUGGAGACACAUUGGAUAAGGUGACAAAACCUGUUGAUGCAAACAGAGGACGUGGGCGUGGUACUCAUACUGGUGGCUCCACAGUCGCUGAAACAGGAUCUGCGACAACUUCUGACAGGACCGACAGCACGAGCACACCUCUGGUGGUACAAGUCACCAACUGCGGAGCGUACCCACACAUUUCAAACGGCGAUGUCGUGAGAAAGAGUGCAAUGUUUAUCAAAUACGCGUGCAACGCUUUUUACAAAAGGGUUGGUCCUGACACCGUGGUGUGCUACAACGAUGGCACGUGGUCAGAAGUACCAACAUGCAAAGAAGCCUUUUGUGAAGUGGACCUGGAUGAGUAUGCAAACUACCACAUCAAAGAAUCUGGAACAAUAAUCCUAAAAGAAAGAGAGACCAGGGAUGUUCCGUGCAAGUGGCAGAACUGGAUCAGCCGCAUUCGGUGCACAAAGGGAAAAAUUAGCGUCAGCAGGUGUUGUCAUUACUUGGACUACUACUCCCGACUGUGUAACUAGUCCACGACCCCCCCCUCCCCCCCAAAAAAGACAAUAAAUCAAUAAAUACAAAAAUGACAAACGUCUUUAUUUUCUU